UAAUUUGAUGUUAAAAAGAAUUGCCAGAACCAACAUUUUGUGUUGAGUGAGAAAAAGAAUCCAUUAAAUUAGCUUUACUUUUUUUGCUAGGAGAAGGAAACAGUUUUCUGUUAAAAUGAUUGGUUAUUUGUUUAUUUAGAGGGCUGAAAAAAAAUACCUCUCUCUGAAAUUAGUAUUUUUCUUGCCCUGCACAGGAUAAAGUAUUUUGUAGCUCCAGGAUAGGCAGCAGUUUACCAACGUAGGGAGCUUUGGAGGUGGGUUGCUUUAGGGAGGUAGUCCGGAAGAGUGUCCAGUUUGUUUGGUUACCUUCUGCAUUGCAGUUGCCAAAACAACAGAAGAUAGUUUCCCAUAGAAUAUUGUUUGCUCUUUUGUCUGCUUUAGUUGUCAAGAUACGAAGCUUAAAGAAGAGAGAUUUCCACCGGAACGGGGUUAAAACAGAGCCCGUGUGUGGUGUCGUUCCAGGAGCCGGCAGCCCUGCCCCGGUCGCUCAGUAAGUGCAAUAAAAUCAUGAAUCUCCUACAACGGAGGAUCCAGCACUGUGGGGAUUUGACCGAGGAGAAUAGCUGACCUUCUGCUCAGAUCAGCCUUGCCUGUUGUAGUGUUCAAGCUGCGCAUUGGGCAGGCGGAGGCAAGGCAAAGGAUAAGAUGUUCAGCCUGAAUGGUGCCAGAAGUGAAGGAUACGUCCAAGAGCUGUUCCACGAGGAAGCACAGCAGGUAUCUCAGACGCAGACCAAGCCCUGGUGGAAGAUCCAGCUCUUUGUGUGGGAGCCGGUGCUUUUUGGAACAUGGGAUGGCGUCUUCACCUCCUGCAUGAUCAACAUUUUUGGAGUGGUUCUUUUCCUGAGGACGGGAUGGCUCGUGGGAAACACUGGCAUUGUAAUGGGCAUGUUUCUGGUGUCCUUUGUCAUCCUGGUUGCUCUGGUGACGGUCUUAUCUGGAAUUGGGGUGUGUGAGAAGUGCAGCAUCGGAAGUGGAGGAGUAUACUCCAUGAUUUCUACUGUCCUUGGAGGUCAAGUAGGGGGGACCAUUGGCCUCCUUUAUAUUUUUGGCCAGUGCGUUGCAGGUGCCAUGUACAUCACUGGCUUUGCGGAGUCCAUCGCAGAUGUCCUGAGCCUCAGCAACAUCUGGGCAGUGCGUGGGAUCUCCUUGGCUGUCCUGCUGGGCCUGCUGGGGAUCAACCUGGCUGGGGUGAAGUGGAUCAUCAGGCUCCAGCUCCUGCUGCUCUUCCUGCUGGCUGUCUCGACGCUGGACUUUGUCAUCGGGUCCUUUACACACCUUGAUCCAGAGCAUGGCUUCGUCGGCUACUCCGAAGAGCUUAUGUUCAACAACACGCUGCCAGACUACAGCCAGGGGGAGUCCUUCUUCACCGUUUUUGGAGUGUUUUUCCCAGCUGCCACAGGUGUGAUGGCUGGGUUCAAUAUGAGUGGAGAUCUCCAGAAGCCUGCUACCAACAUCCCCCUGGGGUCUCUGGCCGCUAUUGGCACCUCGUGGUUUCUGUACAUGGUCUUUGUUUUUUUGCUGGGAGCCAUUUGUACCCGUCAGUCCCUCCGCUAUGACUUCAUGAUAGCAGAGAAGUUAUUACAAGCUGCUUUCGAUUUUAAUGACUUUGGAGAGAGGGAGGGGAGGAGGAGAAACCAUUACACAUCCAACAUGCAAAGUCUCCCUUUCUGUCACUCACAGGUAUCCUUGGUGGGUUUCUUGUUUUUGCUAGGGCUGUACAUCUCGUCCCUGGCCUCCUGCAUGGGAGGGCUGUACGGAGCACCCAGGAUCCUGCAAUGCAUCGCCCAGGAGAACGUGAUCCCCAUGCUCGCCUUCCUGGGACGUGGGAAAGGACCCAACAAGACUCCAGUGGCUGCGAUUUGCUUAACGAGUCUCAUCACCAUGGCUUUCGUCUUCAUUGGGCAAGUGAACGUUCUUGCUCCCAUAGUCACCAUCAACUUCAUGCUGACGUAUAUUGCUGUAGACUAUUCCUAUUUCUCAGUCUCCUUGAGCUACGAUGUUCAGCAGAAGCCUGACGAGCCGCAGAUGGAAAACACUAGGCCUGCUCAUUCUUCCCAGCCUUUAAUUUUCAACAAGCCCUCCAGCCGUGCAGCAGAUGGAGUAAUUCAAAGCAGGUCAAAUGGCACCUUGCUGGAAUUCACAAAAGACAUGGACCAGCUUUUUAAACCAUUUCGUAGCCAAAGUACUUGCAAAAAAGGAGGAGCCGAGAAUUCAACCCAAAAUGUCAAACAGAAGAAGGCAAAGAAGCCAGCCAAGCAGACGUUACAAGACAGCUUUCUCCUGGAUCUGCAUCACGAUGCUCCCCUGGCUCAGUACGGCUGGGAUGAGACCACAGAGCCCUGCAGCAAGAGCCAGCAGGACCUGGCUGAGCAGGUCCAUCAGCAUGACAUGGGUCCGUGCUCAUCACCCGCUGCAGAUGCCCAGCAGAUACCCGGGCUGCUGGAGCGGGGGGAGCAGCUCUGCAGCGAGGUGCCGGAGGGGAGAGAAUCAUCUAUAAAGCAACAAAAUGCAGAGCUGGGAAUUCAGCAAAUACCAGAAUCCUUCUACUCCAAAUUCUGCAAUCACUGGGUUUCCUUUGCUGGUGCGAUCGUGUCCCUCAUCAUCAUGUUUGUCAUUCAGUGGAUCUAUACCCUUGUCAGCCUGGGUGCAGCAGUUAUUCUGUAUUUCUACAUCGGCCAAGUGAGCCCAGGACUCCCCCUCGGAGCAGCAGCGAAUUUCAGUUUCUUCAGCUGGAUUAAGUCGAUUUUGAUCACCUCGUGCAGGAGAAGGCCAUCUCCCAAGGAGCAGAUCGUGGUGACACCAUCCUUUGCAACAGUUGGCAUGGAGACCACACAGCUCACAGAGGAGAACGCAGACUUCGCCUCGCGGGACCGCUAUCACCAGUCCUCGCUUAUCAGCAGAGAGGAGUUCCCGAAUCAAUUCCAGUAAAGGACAAAAAAAAAAAAAA
Messenger RNA from Grus americana (Whooping crane), 2947 nucleotides. It is a transcript of the gene SLC12A8, whose product is annotated as solute carrier family 12 member 8. Bases 646 to 2928 code for a protein of 760 amino acids. Gene Ontology annotation, molecular function: potassium:chloride symporter activity. NCBI's taxonomy places the organism in Eukaryota, Metazoa, Chordata, Aves, Gruiformes, Gruidae. The transcript has 15 exons. The record is from RefSeq and is a predicted model, not a curated record. Gene Ontology annotation, cellular component: membrane. Gene Ontology annotation, biological process: potassium ion homeostasis; potassium ion import across plasma membrane; chloride transmembrane transport.